Molecule: messenger RNA, 2748 nt
Organism: Ectocarpus sp. CCAP 1310/34
Lineage: Eukaryota; Phaeophyceae; Ectocarpales; Ectocarpaceae
Source: the annotation of a GenBank genome assembly
AUGAGUGAGACCGCCGGUGGAUCCGCCGCAUCUAGCGCCGCCGCAUCUAGCGUUGCGGGAGCGGGAGCGGGUACCGAUGCACCAUCAGAGGACGUGGUCGAAGUCUCUGCAGGAGUAGACUCAGCGGCGGUGCGCCUCAAGCAGCCGGCUCCGAUCUACACGAAGAGCGGCGACGACUUCGUCGUGCCGCAGGUUACGAUCGACUCCAUCGAGUCGUUCAAGGCCAAAGACGAGUAUCAACGGGAAGGAGCUCGGGAGGACUCCUUCCUGUACAGCCUGGGAAACUACGCCGCGCCUGUGGAGAAGAGCGGGAAGUGGAUUGGUUACUACAAGUGCCAAGUUGGGAAGUGUCGGACAUCCACAAAGACCACACCUUGCCCGAAGGGUUCCAAGAGCAACGUCAACAAACACUUUCGUGAAGUCCACCAGCUGGUUGGCGCCAAGGGGGCUGUGAGAAUGGAGAACGCCCAAAACCAUCAGGGAAACAUCAGGGCAGCUAUGGGAGCGAGCAAGACCUUCGGCGUUGGCGGUAAAAGGGUAAAAGAGCUGCAGGCGGCGAAGCUUGUCGUGGAGAAGAUGCUGCCGUUUUCCUUCUUCUCGAGCGGGGGCACGUUCAAGGAGAUGAUGGCGACGGCCACAGGAACCUCGUCGUACCCAACGCUGCCUCCGCGUCGUGUCAAGCACCUCAUCACCGAGCUCUACGUCGCCACGAAAAAGGUAGUCGUGGGCAACAUGGUGCAGGAGGUGGAAAGGGCGCCGCUUCCCAUUUUGCACCACAACAUCGACAUUUGGACUGACAAAGGAUCGGGGCGGAAGUUCCUAGGGCUUCACGUGUUCUAUGUGGACGCGAACUUCGAGCUGAAGGAUGCCCUUCUCUCUAUCAAGCGCUACGCUCCUGAUCAGGGCAGCCUGGGAGACCAGAGGGCCUCCGAUGUGCUUUUCCAGAUCAUGAAGAGUGUCCUCGAGGAGUUCGGCCUCAAACCAUCGCACCUCGCCUCGGGUACUACGGACAGCGGGUCGGACGUCAAGGCCGUGAGCACCAAUUGCCUGUGGCCGAUGUACGCAGUACUGUGGUGUUGGUGUUUCUGCCACCUCAUGGUCAAGGCCGCCGAGCAGGCCUACGGCAUCCACCUCGACCCGGCGAAGUCGAAGAACCCGCAAGCGCGUGACAUCCUGAAGAAGGUGGUCAAGGUCGUCGAGAACCUCAACAAGUCCCCGAACUUCAAGGCCAAGUUCGAGGACCUCCAGGUGGACAUGUUGGGCGAGAUCUUCAAGAUGGUCAAGCACGCGCCUCAACGGUGGCUCAGUCUCACUCGCACAGUGGAGCGAACCAUCCGCUUGUGGCACGUCUUGAGGAAGCUUUACAGCGACGAGGGCAGGAACUUUCCUCUCGAAGAGGGCGACACCAAGGACGCCAUCCUCCAACUCUACUCGCUGCUGCAGCCGCUUUCCUCCAUCACGCGUGAUGGUCAGUACGGCGACGCGCCGAUGAUGGCGGAUAUCUUCAUGAAGUUCGGCAUGCUCAACACGGACGUGCUGGACCCGUCAAAGGACCUCAAGGUCUUCCAAGUCCCGCCCAUCGGAGAAGACGGCCUACCUGACCGCGGACAACAGAAGAAGCCACUGCCCUUCAAGAUGGUGCCACCAGAGCAAUUGCACGCCGCGGUCGAAAAGACGCGCGUGGAAAUGCGCCGGGCGCUCGUGUCGAGGUUCUAUGGGCGUGUGUGGGACGAGAACACCUUGGAUCCCCCUUUUUUCUGCCAUGCUGCAUGCCUCCUCACGCCGCCGUUCAGUGAAGGACUUCACGUGGCGGCGAUGAAGCUGGCAGCGGGCGAUGACGAGUACUUGCCUUCCACCUCCACCGCAACCGCCCCCACGAUGGAUGAGGAAGUGACAGCUAAGCUGGACGAGACGUGGAAGGAAAUCAAGGAGCGCGCCGUUGAAGCCGUCAAGAAAGAGCAGGCCGCGGCGAGCAGUGGUCCGGGUGCAGCUGGCGUUUUCAAACGUGCCCGCACUGCCGGGGGGGGGGGUCGUCGUAGACCGGUUGAUGGUGACGAGUUUGCGGCUUUCGGGCGCUCCGUAGGAGGUGUGGAGGAAAGCAAGCAGGGAGACGCCGUGGAGCAGGAGGUCGCGAACGAGAUCAUGCGGUACAAAGGGGUGUUUAUGACCUCAAACGACUUGCAUCCCACCGAGGUCCUGUCUUACUGGGCGACUACCGGAAGACACUCUUUUCCCGCACUGAAGCAUGUGGCGCAGCAAACAUUCGGGAGCCAGCCCUCUGCCGCUCCGGUGGAGCGAGACUUCAGCGGGUGCGGGCUUUUCUUGGUGCCUAACCGCAGCCGUGUCGAGGAAUACUGGGUGGAAAUGGUGAUGUUCCUUAACGCGAACUUCAAAUUUAUCCCCAAGUACGACAACAUCCCGAGCAUCGACUCAAAGGACAUCAGGAAGUGCCUCCCCGCAAAGUUUAAGGGAACGGACGAAGAUCUCCUGAGUGCAGAGAUGGCGCUGGACCCACUGCGAAACAACACUCCUCCCGGCGAGGAUGACACCGGCCUAUAGAUGGGUAGUCUACUUGACAUUUUAUUUUGUGAUUGAAGAGUAGCAGUGCACGAGUAGGAGUAGAAGUACAGGAGUAGGAGUAGGAUUAGGAUUACUACAAUUGGAGUGCUCUACAACUUCCUUGUCGCCUGUCACCUGUCCAGCGCUGCUAGUAUUAGUAAUAGUAAUAGUAAUAGUAAUAGUAGUAGU